Molecule: messenger RNA, 2274 nt
Organism: Mangifera indica (mango)
Lineage: Eukaryota; Viridiplantae; Streptophyta; Magnoliopsida; Sapindales; Anacardiaceae
Product: coiled-coil domain-containing protein SCD2-like
Exons: 17
Coding region: 209-1894 (561 amino acids)
Biological process (GO): cytokinesis by cell plate formation
Source: RefSeq, a predicted model, not a curated record
UUGUUACAGUUGCCAUCAUUAGCCAUUCGGUCCCUCCAAUUUCAAUUCGACUGCUCACCCGAAACACGCAUAAUUGUCAAAAAAACGUCAAACGACGUUCCGCCGUUUUCAACCCAACUUCACCACCGUCUCACAGAUACCCGAUUUUCUCGAGAAAUUCUAGUUCAUGUAGAAUCCUUGCUCCAGUGCAUUUAAAGAAUCAUUAGAAAUGGAUCGGCGAAGGGCGGAUAGUCCAGUUUAUGGACGGCAGUGGAGCGGAGGAUCGAGCAGCUCGGGCUCGUCAUCACCGGCGCACCCUCAGUCACGGCUGCAGCCGGCUAUCACCUCCAUUAAGCGCAACCAAAACGUGGCUGCGAAGGCUGCCGCACAGCGCCUUGCUCAGGUCAUGGCCACGCAGACCGCUGCUGGUACUGGCGACGACGACGAUGACGAUGAUGAAGAAGAUGACCUCUCCUUUCGCUUCCACGCAUCCACCAAAGAUAAAAAUCGAACUAGUAGUAAUCAUAGUUCGUUACCAGCGCUUUCGUUUACUAGAGCUAAUAGAUCUCCGUCUCCUGCGUUAGGUCGGAACAUUGUAGAACAUACAGCAUCUGUGCGGUCCACAUCAGCUGGAAGGCCGUCAGGGAUUUCUGUUAGAACCGCGACGUUUAUGCCUUCAAGUAAACCGCCGGUUAGAACUCCAGUUCCUAUACCUACGAUUGAGCCCCCUACUCAUAGGAAUAGAGAUAAGAGGUUUUCACCAGAUAUACCACUACUCAAUACAAAAGAUGCAGGAGAUCAGCGUGAAGCCUCUGCGCUUCGUGAUGAACUUGACAUGCUACAAGAAGAGAAUGACAGUUUACUUGACAAGCUUCGUCAUGCUGAAGAGAGAUGCGAGGAAUCAGAAGCAAGAGCCAGGGAGCUUGAGAAACAGGUUGCUGCUCUCGGAGAAGGUGUGUCUCUGGAAGCCAAACUAUUGAGCAGGAAGGAAGCAGCUUUACGUCAAAGAGAGGCUGCUCUUAAGGCAGCAAGACAAAAGACAGAUGGGAGAGAUGAGGAGGUUGUAGCCCUACAUUCAGAAAUUCAGAACUUGAAAAAUGAGGCUGCAACAACUAUUGAGCAGCUACGGGAGGUGGAGUCUGAAACAAAAGCUCUGCGGUCAAUGACUCAGAGGAUGAUAUUGACUCAGGAAGAGAUGGAGGAAGUUGUCCUAAAGAGAUGUUGGCUUGCUCGCUAUUGGGGUUUAGCUGUACAGCAUGGCAUUUGUGCUGACAUAGCAGUGUCAAAGCAUGAGCAUUGGUCUGCUUUUGCUCCUCUUCCCUUUGAAAUUGUCAUUUCUGCUGGACAAAAGGCCAAGGAGGCGUCAUGGGCGAAAGGUGGUGGUGAUCCUGAUAGAAGUAAACUUGUUCGGGAUUUGAGUGAUCUUACUGGAGAAGGAAAUAUUGAGAGUAUGCUUUCAGUUGAAAUGGGUUUAAAAGAAUUAGCGUCUUUAAAGGUUGAGGAUGCUGUUGUGCUUGCACUGGCCGAACGCAGAAGACCAAAAAUGGUUCGACAAUCCCUCCCUGAUUCCAAAUUGCCUGGUGAUCCAAAGUUUACAGAGGCAUUUGCAGAGUUAAGUGAAGAGGAGGAAGAAGAUGUUCUUUUCAAAGAGGCUUGGUUGACAUAUUUCUGGAGAAGAGCUAAAGCGCAUGGUGUAGAGGAGGAUAUAGCGGAGGAGAGACUACAGCUUUGGAUAAAUCGCAGUGGACAGUCACCAACUUCACAUGAUGCUGUUGAUGUUGAGCGUGGCUUAUUGGAGCUGAGGAAGUUGGGUAUAGAGCAGCAACUCUGGGAAGCUUCUAGGAAAGAAAUUGAUCUGCCAUCCUCUGCCUCAGUGGCCAAUCACAAACUUGCAGAUAUAGAGACCUCCUCAUGAAGGAGAUUGUUUUGAUGUGCCGACUGCCAUUUCUUUGUUUGUUUCUCAUUUUGGAUGAGAACUUGCUUGAAUGCUCCAUUUUGUGUUUUAAUUUUCUUCUUUUCUUUUUUUCUUUCUUGAAUCUCCUGUCCCACCAACUAUCAUCCAUUUCAUCCAGUGGCAUCAACUUGUAGCUGGUCAUUAUACGAGAGAGCUGUCUGGACUUGGGGCUUGUAAUUAGAGUUUGCUCUAGUGACUUGUACCUGGUCAUUAUACGCGAGAGCUGUUGGGACUUUGGGCUUGUAAUUAGAGUUUGCUCUAGUGAUUUAUUUAUUUAUUUCAUUGAUUCUGUAAUUCGUCUUUCCAUGCAUUAGUAAAUUUUGCAAGCCCGUUUAUCUCAA